This is a messenger RNA of Solea senegalensis (Senegalese sole), 2096 nucleotides long. It is a transcript of the gene hpca, whose product is annotated as hippocalcin. The transcript is spliced from 5 exons. Gene Ontology annotation, molecular function: calcium ion binding. NCBI's taxonomy places the organism in Eukaryota, Metazoa, Chordata, Actinopteri, Pleuronectiformes, Soleidae. The record is from RefSeq and is a predicted model, not a curated record. Bases 482 to 1063 code for a protein of 193 amino acids.
CAGGAACAACAGCAGCAGCAGUAGCAGAAACAGCAGCAGCAGCAGGACCAGGUUCAUUUGCGCCGCAGCAACAUCACUGACUGCUGCCUGUCGCCUGCGCAGUGACAUGGUUUGCGGGACUCGGCUUCUGUAGCCUCGAGCCACUUCAUUCAGUCGCUGUGUGUGAGUGAGUGAGUGAGUGAGAGAGUGAGUGUGUGUAGAUGAGUGAGUGAGCAGUUAAGGAGCAGGAAACAGGAGCCUCCACAGCGAGACCAGCAUCACCUGCCUUUCAUCCCGGCUGUCGUGCGCACCAGCCCCGCUGAACCGGAGCAGGGACGUCCCUCCACCCCCCUCUCUGCCGCUCUCUCUCCAUCCCCAUCCCCAGCUGCACCGACUCUGCCUCGGCUGUAUCGGGUGUGAAAAAAGUGGACCGGCCUGAGCUACGGUUGCUGUCGCUGUCGUCGUCAAGGAAACCGAGGAGUGGAAACUCUGUCCCGUUAUCAUGGGGAAACAGAACAGCAAGCUGCGGCCAGAGAUGCUGCAGGAUCUCCGGGAAAACACGGAGUUCUCCGACCACGAGCUGCAGGAGUGGUACAAGGGUUUCUUAAAGGAUUGUCCCAGUGGAACGCUGAACGUGGAGGAGUUCAAGAAGAUCUACGCCAAUUUCUUCCCCUACGGCGACGCCUCCAAGUUCGCGGAGCACGUCUUCCGGACCUUUGACACCAACGGCGACGGCACGAUAGACUUCAGGGAGUUCAUCAUCGCCCUGAGCGUGACAUCGCGGGGGAAGCUGGAGCAGAAGCUGAAGUGGGCGUUCAGCAUGUACGACCUGGACGGAAACGGGUACAUCAGCCGAGACGAGAUGCUGGAGAUCGUGCAGGCCAUCUAUAAGAUGGUGUCGUCUGUGAUGAAGAUGCCAGAGGACGAAUCCACGCCAGAGAAGAGGACGGAUAAGAUCUUCAGGCAAAUGGACCUCAAUAAUGACGGCAAACUGUCCCUGGAGGAGUUUAUCAAAGGUGCCAAAAGUGACCCGUCCAUCGUGCGGCUACUCCAGUGCGACCCCAGCUCUGCCUCGCAAUUCUGAACUCCCCGCCCCUCCCCAUCAUCAUCAUCAUCAUCAUCAUCAUCAUCAUCCUCCUCUCCUCCUCCGUUGCUCUUAAACCGGUCACUGAAGUCGAUGCAUGAUGGUUCUCAUCUCUCUUAUCAUCUUUCUUUUUUUUACGGUUGUUGUUGUUGUGGUUGUGUGCGAGGAUGGAGGAGGGGCUUAAGAAGAGUCAUCGCUCGUCAUUUUGUGUUUGUUGCUUUGAUUUUUAUAUUUGGGAAAGAUGAAGGGAUGAGUCUACGCUCACGGAUGGACCAGCGCUCCAUCCCGUGUCUCUCUCUCUCUCUCUCUCUCUCUCUCUGGAGCAUCAUGUUUUCAGGGAGCUCGUGAUUUGUUAUUUUUUGUUUUCCGUGUCUGAUUCACGUUGUAUAUCAUGUACAUAAUAUAUGUGUCUGUAUAAUGGAUCAUACCACGAUGUAUGAUGGUGCACCACACGCUGGCAUUCCACAGGCAGUAUUAUGUAGCGUAGCUUCCUGGUGUGACAUGAAAGGCCCGACAUUUUAUUUAUUUAUUUAUUUCUUUAGUAUCUACUCACAUUUUAUAGAUUUGUGUAUUUUUUUUUUUUUUUCAUUUGUACAUAAUAUGUUCCUCCAUUUUAUUGAUUUCCUUGUUGAUUUUUACACAUGCAAGUGUUUGCCGAGAUGACCACGUCACAGUUUACAGUCACAGAGAGGAGGAGGAGGAGGAGGAGGAGGAGCAGGAGAUCAUGUUGAUCUCUUUUUGAGAAGCAGAAGAAAGGAAGGAAUAAAUAUGAGGUUCUUGUCGAUCCGUGGCACCAGUAGCACAUUAUGGUUUGUUUCUAAAAAGUGUGGCCGUGCAUUAGGCUCAUGAAUGUGGACGCUGGAGGCUGAACUUUGACAGUAUUACCAUGUUGUGCUGUUUCCUCAUUUCUAAGUAUUUGAAAAACAAAAGACGAGCAGUAAUCUUAAAGAGUCCUCACCCGUCACUAUACUGCAUGUUCCUACGAACCAGACGACGACGACAUCCACAAAACCAGUUAAAACGCACAGCCCCG